This is a messenger RNA of Bombina bombina (fire-bellied toad), 2516 nucleotides long. Its product is annotated as oocyte zinc finger protein XlCOF6-like. The record is from RefSeq and is a predicted model, not a curated record. The transcript has 4 exons. Bases 279 to 2072 code for a protein of 597 amino acids. NCBI's taxonomy places the organism in Eukaryota, Metazoa, Chordata, Amphibia, Anura, Bombinatoridae.
GCCAAUUUCACCAAGAUGGGCUAUUUUCUUUGUUAGCUCUCCACCAAUGCAAGGGGCCUCUUAACAAAACACGGCGAGAGCACUGAGAGAUAUCAGGUAUUGAUGUAACUGGAGUGAAUAAGGGAACCUUCUUCCUGAGCACAGACAUUGGAGCCUGUUAUCAGCAUGAGCUCAUAUGUGUUAGACACGGCCAGAGCACUGAGAGAUAUCAGGUAUUGAUGUAACUGGAGUGAAUAAGGGAACCUUCCUGAGCACAGACAUUGGAACCCGAUAUCAGCAUGAACUCAUAUGUGUUAGACAAACGCUUGAAUAGUUCAUAUCCAUCCUUCACUACAGGAAGCAUUAGAAUGAUACCGCAAACUCCAAAAGUCUUAGACACCAAUGACUAUUCACAAACAUUGGGGCUAUCACAGCAGAUAUUUAAAGAAGAUGGUGAACUGGCAGGAACUGGGCAGCAAUCAUUAUGUACAAAGAGUAAUUUAGUCAUCAAACAAGAGGACAACAUUUAUGACUUAUCUAGUGAACUUAUCCCUGAGAAUAAACCACACACAUUUACUGAGUUUUCAAAACAUUUUAAGGAAGGGAAACGUCUUAAGUCAAGCCAAAUGAUUCAUACAAAUAAGAAACCAUUCAAAUGUACAGAAUGUGAGAAAAGCUUCACAUGUAAUUUGCAUCUCCUUAAACACCACACAGUUCACACAGUUGUGAAACCUCACACGUGUACAGAAUGUGGGAGAUGUUUCACAUCUAAAGGAGGCCUUAUGUAUCACAAAAAGAUCCACACAGGGGAGAAGCCUUUCACAUGUAAUGAGUGUGGGAGAUGUUUCACAUACAAGGGAAAUCUCAGAUAUCAUGAAAAGAGCCACAUAGGGGAGAAGCCUUUCACAUGUAAUGAGUGUGGGAAAUGUUUCACAUCCAAGGGAAAUCUCAAAUCUCAUGAAAAGACCCACAUAGGGGAGAAAUCUUUCACAUGUACAAAAUGUGGAAAAAGUUUUACACAUAAGAGUAAUCUGAAAACUCAUGAAAGAAGUCACACAGGAGAAAAGCCGUUCACAUGUACAAAGUGUGGAAAAGGAUUUAGGAUCAAGAGUGAUCUAAAAUAUCAUGAUAUGAUUCACACAGGUGAAAAGCCUUUCACAUGUACAGAGUGUAGAAAAAGUUUUACACUUAUGAGUAGUCUGAAAUCUCAUGAAAGGAUUCACACAGGAGAAAAACCUUUCACAUGUACAGAGUGUGGAAAAAGUUUUACACAUAUGAGUAGUCUGAAAAUUCAUGAAAGAAGUCACACAGAAGAAAAGCCUUUCACAUGUACAGAGUGUGGAAAAUGUUUUACACUAAUAAAUAGUCUGAAAACUCAUGAAAGGAUUCACACAGGGGAAAAGCCUUUCACAUGUACAGAGUGUGGAAAAUGUUUUACACGAAUACAAAUUCUGAAAAAUCAUGAAAGGAUUCACACAGGAGAAAAGCCUUUCACAUGUACAGAGUGUGGAAAAAGUUUUACACAUAUAAAUAGUCUGAAAACUCAUGAAAGGAGUCACACAGGGGGAAAUCCUUUCACAUGUACAGAGUGUGGAAAAAGUUUUACACAUAUGAGUAGUCUGAAAACUCAUGAAAGGAGUCACACAGGGGAAAAUCCUUUCACAUGUACAGAGUGUGGAAAAAGUUUUGCACACAUAAGUGCUCUGAAAAACCAUGAAAGAAGUCACACAGGAGAAAAGCCUUUCACAUGUACAGAGUGUGGAAAAAGGUUUACACAAAUGAGUCAUCUGAAUACUCAUAAAAUGAUUCACACAGGGGAAAAGCCUUUUGCAUGUAUAGAGUGUGGAAAAAGGUUUACACGAAUGGAUAGUUUGAAAACUCAUGAAAGGCGUCACACAGGAGAAAAGCCUUUCACAUGUGCAGAGUGUGGAAAAUGUUUUUUACUUAUAAGUAAUCUGAAAAUUCAUGAAAGAAGUCACACAGGAGAAAAGCCUUUCACAUGUACAAUGUGUGGAAAAAGUUUUACACAAAUAAAUGGUCUGAAAAUUCAUGAAAGGAGUCAGUCACACAGGAGAAAAGCCUUUCACAUGUAAAGAGGGUGGAAAAAGUUUUACACAAAUAAAUAGUCUGAAAACUCAUGAAAGGAGUCUGUACUUGUGAAAGGCUUUUCUCCUGUGUGACUGAGUGUGGAAAAAGGUUUACACGAGUGGAUAGACUGAAAACUGAAUCACACAGGAGAAAAAUCUUUCACAUGUUUAUAAAGUAGAAAAAUUAUCCUGUGCCAUUCAGUUAUCACAAAACACUUUCUAUGUGGGAGAAACAAAAAGAGCGAUCAAAGACCGCAUCACUGAGCAUCGUGAUGAUAUAAAAAAUAAAAACCAAAAGAGCAAUGUAGCAAAACAAACUUUAUUUUGUAGAAGACCAUUGAUAUGAUAUUCAGAAUACCUAGAUAUCCUAUAGCAGUGGCCACUUAACGCAAUGGGUUCUUAACCUCUACUAUGUAAAUAUCUUGAGUUGUAAUUUUUAAGAAUAUGCUA